AACACUAAAAGGAACGUAGGAUAGUAGCGUAAAAAGUAUUACUAAAUUUUCAUAUAAAAAUAAGUUGGCAUAGUCAUAACAUUUUGUUUUAAAUCAAGUAGGGAAAUCUAAACAUAGUCACCGGAUUCCAGUGUAGUCCUCUCCCAGAUUUUUUUCCGUUUAAAUUUCGUUUUAAUUUAUACUAGUUUUGGUCACUGAAAUAUUUCGAAAAUGUCUAAUGGUGUUGAAAAAGAGCGUGUUAUGGAUACUAUUGCAUUACCAUCUACUUCAAUGGUAUUGAAAGAAAAAACGAAUCUCGAAUUACCUGUUGUAGAAAAUAAACAAAACUGGACUGAGCACAGAGAAUCAAUGGAACUCAGGACUAAUGCAAGCACUGAUGAUCUGUUGUUUCUUGAAAGUGGAAGUCAGACUCCUGAGCAAGUUCAUACUAAUUUUAAUGUCAACACUGCAGCUUCACUUGAGAGCACUGAACAAUUACCUCAGGCAACUCCACACACAACCCCAUCAAUUAGAAGAAAGCCUCGAAAUACACUCAGACUUGAUUUAGAUGCAAAUACAUGGUCAAAACAAGAUAGUCCAACUAAAGCUCCUGCUACAACAAAACUUCGGCAAAAUUUGCAAGCUGGGGCAGCUCGUGUAUCAGCUGUUGUGCAGAAAGGUAAGACACCUGAAUUCAGAUUUCGUCUUAUUUUGAUUUUUCUUUUUGGGAGCAUUGUUGGCUUAGUAACUUUCACAUGGUACCUCUAUCAACGUCAUAUGAUGCAGUUAGCAUUUGGUGAUAAAAUACGAUUUCAUGAAACAUUGCGAAUCAUACAUCUUUUAAAAGCAGAUGGUCAAGAAAUUUUAAAAGUUGCUGUAGGAAUGCACAUUCCUCCUGAGCUAAAGUCAUUUGAUUGUGAGUUACUAUACCCAGCAAAAGGUCCAAACAUAUGUCAAGAAUGGAAAUAUCGAGCAAGGCUGCAUAUUAAUUACAGCCACACUGAAGUUAUGAGUUGCUAUCAAGUGCAUUGGGAAAACCUUGCUCCAACUACCACACUGAAAGAUUGCAUAAGUCUAAAAAAUGCCCAUUGGUAUGGUAUGGGUGAAGUAAGAAACAUAUCUUGGCCCUUAUCUGGCAUAUCUGAAAGAUCGCAACCAUUUGUAACUGGUGAUUUAAAUCGUGAUGAUUAUGGUGCUAUUUUAGAGAGAUAUUGGCUUUCUUCAGAAGGCGUAGCUAUUAUGGUUUCUGCAGAUAUACCUUUAUAUGUAAGUUUAAACAGUAGUCAGAAUAACAACUUAUGUUUUGAAGCAAAAUAUGAUAGUUUUCCAUAUUACAAUGAUAGAUCAGACUUACAUUUAGAUUAUACCAUUUGCACUGGUUCAGAUAUGAAACAAGUGCACAAAGGGAUGUGGAAAAAGUAUUUUAAAACUGCAAAUAUAUCUAUGGAAUUCUUAGAAGUUCCUAUCUGGGCUACUGCACCUAAGCUGGAAGGUACUCUGAACCAGGAUUCUCUUCUGACUUAUUCAAACCACAUUAUGGAACAUGGAUUUUCUGCCGGUUUUCUGUUGAUAGAUACGAAAUGGCAGGAAGUAGAAGGGGAUCUGAAUUUCAAUCCACAUUUGUUUCCUGUUCCAUCUGAAAUUUUAAGCAUAUUACACAACAAAGGAUUUAAAGUUCUAUUAGCAGUGCAUCCAUACAUAUGUUUAGGAGCUUCAAUUUUCACAAAUGCUACUGAAAAGCGGUAUUUAGUAUCUGAUGAGAAGCGCCAGGUGCCUCUGUUAACUAGAUGGAAUAAAGAGGUGUGUGCUAUAGUAGAUGUUACUCGCAAUUCUUCAGAGCAGUGGUUUUAUGAUCGCAUCAUAGAUGUAAAAACAAAUCACGGCAUUGAUGGAUUCUUAUUUGUUGGUGGUCAGUCUUCAUUUUUGCCACCAUAUUAUUAUUUUUAUACAAUGACUGUAAAUCCUGAUAACUUUCUGUCAUUAUAUCUUAGAUUAGCUUCUCAAACAAGUACCUAUCUUGGGGUAUCUGUUGGAUUUCAAUCUCAACAUAUCUCAGCAUUUGUACGUUUAGCACCUCGUACUUCAACAUGGGAUGCUUCAACUGGCUUGAAAUCUAUAAUACCAGCUGUCUUAACAUUAGGACUGCUUGGAUAUCCAUUGGUGAAUCCUGGCUCAGUAGGUGGGGACAUCUUUCCUUCUCCGAAUGUUACAAUGCCAGAUAAAGAGCUCUACAUACGCUGGCUUCAGUUGGCUGCCUUUAUGCCCGUUGUGCAAUUAUCUGUACCACCUGGUGACUAUGAUUUAGAUGUUAUAAAAGCUGCAAAAUUCAUGUUUAAAGUACGUACAGAAAGGAUUCAAUCAAAUGAAUAUAUGAAACGUGUCAUAAAUGAUUAUUAUGAAACUGGAGCUCCCAUUGUUAGGCCACUAUGGUGGCUGGCUCCCAAAGAUCCUAAUGCUCAAAUAAUUGAUUCCCAGUUUGCAGUUGGAAAUGACUUAAUUGUUGCUCCAGUGCUUGAAGAAGGUAAGCGCUCUAGAGAUGUUUAUCUUCCUCCUGGCCGCUGGAGAGAUGAAUUAUUUGGAACUAGUAGACUAGGAAGUAAAUGGAUAUAUAAUUAUACAGUUCCUUUAGAUAAAGUGGCUUAUUUUAUAAAAAUAGAAGAGUGAUAUGUUAAUUUUUAAGUAUACAUAAAGAUGAUGGUUACAAAAUGUCAGUAGGAUGAAAAACAAAACAAAAAUGUGUCUACGCAUAAUCUUAUUUGACUUAUGACUGCAUUUCUGUAUCAUAUGAAUGCAUAUUACCAUGAAGCAAAUAAAUGCUGUGACAGAGAGUAAAAUAUAUGCAUUUUUUUAUAAAUCAGAACUGUUUUGGACAAAUUUAGUUUAUGACUGGAACAUUUUUAACUUUCAGUAUAAUACUUUUUUAAUAGUUGAAUACUUUGUAAAAUGUACAAGUUUGCAAAAUGUUAUUUAAAUUUAUUCUUGAAAUAAUUAGUUUUAAAGUUGUGUAGCAGUUUGAACUAUUAUAUGCAACACAAUGAUUGCUGUAUUUACUCAUGUAUUCACCUUUUUUUUUUUUUUUUUUUUUUUUUUUUUUUUUUUUUACGAAUUCUGUUGUUCAAAAAAUCAAGAAGGGAAAAUUAUGUGAAUAAUUUAAUUUUAAAAGGAUGUAAUUACAGUAAAAAGAUAACAAGUGAAAAGUGUUCAUGGGUAAAAUAUUGGUAAUUAUCACAGUAUUAUUUUUGAAAGAAACCUACAUUCCAAUAAAAGUACGUAGUAUUAUUAGCAUUACAGUAUCUAAUAAAGUAUCUUAUACUUCUUGUAUCGUGAUCACUUUUAUUAUUAUACAUUGCUGUUCCCUAAGCCUGAAAUUAUUUAAUGCUGUUAAAACUGCUGUCUCUGUCAUUUGCUACAGUUUAAAAGAUGCCAUUGUUGUCAUUGUUUAGUCUUCUUAUUUGCAGUGAUCUUCAAAACAAUCCAAAAUAUUAGAUAUCUCCAUUUUUGUGAACGUGUUCACUAUAUUUGCUUAAUCAGAGCACAUGAAUCUAAAAUGUCAUGAGUAAAUUAAUUAGUAAAAUAAAAAUAAUUAUGGGGACGAAUUCAUUUUAACAUUCAGAGAAGCUUGCUUUCUGAAGGCCUUGAGAAGAAGGAAAAUUGUAUGAAAACUUCAAAAAAUUUAGAAGCCUGUUAUUUAGCUAAAGGGGAAAAUAUAUGAGUAAAUACAGUAUUUAUAUAUUAAAUGCCUAAAUUAUUAGAAGACCUUUUUUGUUUGCAAUUUUAAAAUAUAAUCAAGAUAAAGAAAUCAUAUUUGUAUAUUUUAGAAGAUGUAUAGCAGAUUUUAUUUUCAGUAUUAACUUAUUGAAAAGAUUUGCAUAAAGAUUUUAUGUUUAGAGGUAUAUAUUUUUUGUACAUUUGAUUAAUAAAUGCUAUAGUUUUAAUGGUUUAGGAUAUUAAAACAUUUCAUGACAUCACUAGUCAUUUUGUAACAUUUGAUAUGUAUAUUAUAUGUUAUUAAUUACAAUCAGGGCCAACUCUAAGCAUAGAUGCCACAGGCAUUCACUUAGUUUGUUGAUUUUUGGAGGAUUCUAGCUAAGUUAUUCUCUACUGACAAUUAAAUAAAGGUAUAUUUUGCUUUGAAUUAUCAAAUAUAUUUAAUUUAUACUGGGAGCCAAUUGUACUGAUCUCCUGAGGUGCUGAAAGUGUUGGAGCCAUACCUUAUUACAGUUAUUUCAGAGUUUGUAAUAUGAAUCUUUACUUUUUUGUAAAUUUAUUGUUUUGUUUUAUUUCUUUUAUGUAUAUUUUAUUCUACUGUUAUCAGUUUUUCAUUUGAUGUUAUACUUAAUCAUUUAUAAAGCACAAAAUUAUUGUGCUUCCCAUUUUCUUUUAAUCUAAUUCACUAAUUUUUACACCAAUGCUGAGUUUGGAAAAUUGAAUGUUUUUGACUAUUAAUUUUCUAUUUUUUCCUAAAAGAUCUCAUUAUUUUUAGAACUGCUCACCAUUUAUCAUUUGCUAAUUAUUACUUUAUAUUAAGUGACUGAGAUGUGUAUUGCAAUACUUUACCAUUGGCAAAGUUUUAAGAAAGAAAGGAUCCUUUGGAAGAAGUAUUAAUAGUGUUUUACUGUAUAUGUAUUAUUUGAUUGGUUCAAUGUGCUAAAUGUUCCUUUCUUUAUUUUACUGAUUGCCAUAUUAUUAUAUUUUCUUUCACUUUUGAGCAUAUGCUAAAGACAUUUUGUGAUGGAAUUUUACAUAAUAAAUAGAGACUUUAAAGCAGUUAGUUAUAGUUUUAAAGUGGCUGACUCCAAACCAUGCUAUUCUUGUAAAAACUUAUAGAUCUGACAUUUUAUUAUUAUAUUACAUUUUAUCACAUAUUUUAUGCUUUUUAAUUGUAAAGCUACAUUUUAUAUUAGAAUAUUGAAAUUUUAAGUACUUUUUUACAUUGUUAUCAAAGAUUGCAAAGCAUUAAAACUAUUUAAAAUGUUUUAUAUAUACAUACAUACAUACAAGGCGUAUUCGGAAACUAAGUACCGUUUUGAAAAAAAAAAUAGUAAAACAAUUUUUUUUAAUCCAAUUUUAU
Stegodyphus dumicola is the source of this 5050-nucleotide messenger RNA. RefSeq names its product alpha-galactosidase MYORG-like. The record is from RefSeq and is a predicted model, not a curated record. Gene Ontology annotation, molecular function: hydrolase activity, hydrolyzing O-glycosyl compounds. Gene Ontology annotation, biological process: carbohydrate metabolic process. Lineage: Eukaryota; Metazoa; Arthropoda; Arachnida; Araneae; Eresidae.